UGUUGCUAGUAACGAUGAUUCAUCUAUUUUAUUGCUAUAUAAAGUUCAUCGUGUAGCUUUGGUAUCAUUCAGUAAGUUAUAGUUGUCGAGUGUGUACGUAGUAAUUAGUGAUACAGAAUGUCGUUGUACUAUAUCCCUCUCACGGUAAUAGCGUUAUGUGCCGCUUUAUAUUUCUACUUCACGAGGACAUUUAACUACUGGAAAAAGAGGAAUGUUCCCGGACCUGAACCAACAGCCUUGUUUGGAAACUUUAAGGAAUCAGCUCUGCGUCGUAAGAAUAUCGGGGUAGUGGUACAGGAACUUUACAAUUCCUUCCCAAAUGAGAAAGUUGUCGGCAUAUACAGAAUGACCACACCCAGCCUUCUUAUUCGCGACCUAGACGUUAUCAAACAUAUCAUGAUCAAGGACUUCGAAUUAUUUGCUGAUCGUGGGGUGGAAUUCAGCAAAAAAGGAUUGGGACAAAACUUGUUCCACGCUGAUGGUGACACAUGGAGAGGUUUAAGAAAUCGCUUCACUCCUAUUUUCACAUCUGGGAAGCUCAAGCGCAUGUACUACCUGAUGCAUGAGCGCGCUGACAAAUUUAUAUCGUUCCUGCAAAGGGAAAUCGAGAAAUCCCCUGAAUUCGAAAUCCACGGGCUAGUACAAAAGUUUACUGUUUCAACAAUCACUGCUUGUGCGUUCGGGUUAGACAUCAAUACGCUGGACGAAAAAGUCGAAGCCCUUGAAAUUAUCGACAAACUCGUUUUGGAAGCCAACUUCGGCCUCGAACUAGACAUGAUGUAUCCCGGAAUUUUGAAGAAACUGGGUAUUUCUAUUUUCCCCGGUAAAGUACUAUCCUUCUUCAAAGUCCUUGUGAAUAAUGUCAUCAAUAUGCGUAAUGGCAAGCCAACAGACCGCAACGACUUCAUGGACUUGAUGUUGGGCCUGCGUGAAAUGGGAACUGUCACAUCUAAUAAACUAGGAAGUGCUGAUACAUCUGUCGACAUAACGGACGACGUUGUCGCUGCUCAAGCUUUUGUCUUCUACGUCGGUGGAUACGAAACUAGUGCUACCACUGUAUCCUACCUUUUGUACCAGCUGGCAUUAAACCAAGAUAUCCAAGACAAGCUUGUUAAAGAAAUAGACGAAGAAUUAAAACAAAGCAACGGGGAAGUAACAUAUGAUUGCCUCAUGAAUAUGAAAUAUUUGAAUAAAGUUUUCGAUGAAACUCUUCGGAUGUACUCAAUUGUGGAACCAUUGCAAAGAAAAGCCACCGUCGAUUACAAGAUUCCCGGAACUGAUGUGACCAUUGAAAAGGACACUAUUCUGUUAGUAUCCCCAAGGGGUAUACAUUAUGACGAGAAAUACUAUCCCAAGCCUGAAGUAUUCGACCCGAGCAGAUUUGAUGCCGAAGUAGCUGGAGCACGACACCCUUGUGCUUACUUGCCGUUUGGACUCGGACAAAGGAAUUGUAUUGGAAUGAGAUUCGGAAGGCUUCAAUCUGUCCUCUGCGUCGUGAAGAUGUUGAGCAAAUUUAGGAUCGAGCCUUCGAAAAACACUAAGCGGGAUCUUGGCGUUAAACCGAGCAAGAAUCUGAUUGGACCGGACGGUGGUAUCCUAGUCAACAUUGUACCCCGACGAGACAUUAAAACAUAAAACGAAUAGGACGAUACUAAUGGAAACCAAACUUAUAAACUUAUACCGGUUAAAUAUGUGCAUCAUGUUAGUCGCAUCAGUGAAACUUAAUAGCAGUAGGAAUAAAACUAUCUCUGAAUGUAAAUUAAA
Molecule: messenger RNA, 1764 nt
Organism: Trichoplusia ni (cabbage looper)
Lineage: Eukaryota; Metazoa; Arthropoda; Insecta; Lepidoptera; Noctuidae
Product: cytochrome P450 6B6-like
Exons: 2
Coding region: 118-1635 (505 amino acids)
Molecular function (GO): iron ion binding; heme binding; monooxygenase activity
Source: RefSeq, a predicted model, not a curated record